AUGGCUCAUGCUGCGAUUCGACGCGAUCUCGUGGAGAACCUGGUGACGGGAGUCACAGGCAUUGCAACCGAGGACCACACCUAUAUCAGACUUUGCGCACAGUCCGUAAAGGCACUUCGCGAUCAGGGCCAUGCACGAACCAAUCAAUUCACCGUGCAGGCCCGUCUGGAGGGUCUCACAGAAAAGUUCGGCGUCUUGAAUCGUGAAGAUCUUGCCGAGGCGCUCCAGUCGCGUUUAGACGAAUUGUCAUCUCCAGAGUUGCAGUCCAAAUGGCUGCCCGAGAUAUUCGCAUUGCUGUUAGAACUGUCCGAUCGACCAGCAGAGAAGACGAGUCGCGAACCAUUCAAGUCUAUCAAGGGUGCUGCCUCUCAGCGAGAGUUGUCCUGGCAAGAAAUUCUCGCAGCCGAUCCACUUGAAGAUGAUGGAAUGUGGGAUGAUGUCGAAAGAGGCUAUCAUUCCAGUGGCGAUGAGAUGAGCCGGGAUGAUCUCGUCUCUGAGAAAGCGCCAUCGACAUCUGCGACCUCGAACGAGGACACCGAUGAUCCACUUUUGUUGGUUCAGCCACAUCUCAUCCACACAGAUAAAAGUCUUCUUGUUCCGUUUCGCCAGAGGCAAGGGCAAGGAGCAUCUGUGAAUUCAAAAACCACAACCUGUGACGAGUAUUCCGUAGUUCGAGAGGUACUCAUGAUGCUGAGAGGGUUACCCACCGAUCAAUUCCACCGGAACGAUGUUUCUGGGGGCAUCAAGGUGUCAAGGAGUAUCAUCUUCACUGGCACCAGCGAGCUAGUCAUCCGCGACCUCGUCGCUGAAGCGGCCAGAAUUGGGACCAAUCUCAACCACCUUCGUAGUUUUGUUAGGUCCGAGCAACCUUUGGCAUACAUGCAAUCUGUGCAGAACCUUGUCUCGAAUCACCUUUCGAGCUUUGCAUCGCACUUGGACCAGACCGAAGCAAGCUUUGUGUCCAACGAAUCCAGUACCAUCGUCAGCGUUCUGCAAGUAAUGACACGUGUGCGGAAGCACGCGGCACCUUUGCUCUCGUUAUCCACCGCGAUCGCUCGAGUUGACAACAAGAGCGCAGAUCCGACGGAUUUUGGCCUCUUAGACAGCUUAUAUGAUUUGUCGUGCAUGAAACAAGCCACAGGUGACCUCGCCGUGUAUAAUUUGAGCGUUGAUGUAUUCCUAGCUGGCCUGAGGACUUAUAUGCUGACAGUGGCAAGGUGGAUCUGCACUGCUACGAUCAACGACAAAGAUCGAGACAUGUUUUUUGUUGUUGAUGCUGAUUCUACCAUCGACCUUGGCUCUCUAUGGCACGGAAAAUUCUCGCUUCGGUCCGACACCAAUGGCUCUCUCGCAGUGCCACAAUUCCUUACCAGAUUUGCGACGAACAUCUUCGCUCUCGGCAAAAGCAAAUACUUCUUGCAACAGCUCUCGGGGUCUGAUGAGCGUGACCACUUAGAUUUUCGACAGCUCCCUGGGCUGAUGCCAAACUUCGACGCUAUCGAGCGCAAAAACAAUGAACCAGGCUGGAUGCCGUUCUCUCAGAUCCUGGAGGAAAGCCUUGACUCAUGGAUCAGGAGCCUGGGUACUAGCUAUGUUUCCCAUGUACAGUCACUUCUAUUGAACGAGCAGGGCCUUCUCAUGACUCUGUCCGCGUUACCUACUCUUUUCCUCGCAAAGAACGGCUCGCUGUUCCAAGCACUCGCCGACGGGAUCAUACCAUUAAUGGCAACAACGCCCGGAGACGCAACCAACGCAAACAGCCAUCUGGCAACGAUGCUCGCGCGAGAUGUCUGCUCAAGCUCUCCCUCGAUUGAAGAUCGCCACCUAUUCGUCGACGUGUCAGAAGCCAGCCAAUCCAGGUCAUCAAUUAUAGCCAGGCUCGGCAAUUGUCGACUGUUCUACAAGGUCCCUUGGCCAGUUCAAAACGUCAUCCGCAGCAAGACUCCCGAAUUGCACUCCCAGAUAUUCGCCUUUUUGCUUCAAGCGUACCACGCCCGAUCCUUGCUCGAAUCCACCUUCCUCGACCUUCAACGCUCCUCUACGGAAUAUCCCGCAACGCUGAAACUCCGACAGCGGUUACUGUGGUUUGCCGGACUCCUCCACAACCACGUCACCACCACUGCCAACCAACUCCAUGACCAGCUUCGAAAAGAUAUGGCUACGAGCGAAUCCAUCGACUCCAUGGUCGACGUCUGGUCCAAAUAUACGAGCCAGCUCCAACUUGCACUAUUGCUCACGCCCAGUUUGGAGCCCGUCCGCGACGCCGUCAUCAAUAUCCUCGAAUUGAGCGAAUUGCUAUCACGCGCGCGAGGCCCAGCGAGCAUCGCAGGCUUGUUGGCACAGUUUGAGCGGAAUCUUGCCUUUCUCAUGGCGGGCGUUCGCGGAGUGGGCCGGGCGGGCGGACAGUUUUGGUUGGAGGCUUUUGCGGAGAGAUUGGAUUGGCAGCAGAUCGAUUGA
Molecule: messenger RNA, 2457 nt
Organism: Dissoconium aciculare CBS 342.82
Lineage: Eukaryota; Fungi; Ascomycota; Dothideomycetes; Mycosphaerellales; Dissoconiaceae
Exons: 1
Coding region: 1-2457 (818 amino acids)
Biological process (GO): microtubule nucleation; mitotic cell cycle; spindle assembly
Cellular component (GO): equatorial microtubule organizing center; gamma-tubulin complex; centrosome
Molecular function (GO): gamma-tubulin binding; microtubule minus-end binding
Source: RefSeq, a predicted model, not a curated record